Molecule: messenger RNA, 2516 nt
Organism: Anopheles stephensi (Asian malaria mosquito)
Lineage: Eukaryota; Metazoa; Arthropoda; Insecta; Diptera; Culicidae
Product: transcription initiation factor TFIID subunit 6-like
Exons: 3
Coding region: 143-2137 (664 amino acids)
Biological process (GO): RNA polymerase II preinitiation complex assembly; transcription initiation at RNA polymerase II promoter
Cellular component (GO): transcription factor TFIID complex; SAGA complex; SLIK (SAGA-like) complex
Molecular function (GO): protein heterodimerization activity; transcription coactivator activity; RNA polymerase II general transcription initiation factor activity
Source: RefSeq, a predicted model, not a curated record
GCCCAGUUGUUGAAGUGUCAGUCGCCCCGCAAAAGAAAAUACAAGCAGUUUUUUCAACAUCGAAUGGGAAGGAGUGUGUAUAUCUAUUGUUUGUUUAUUUAAUUUUGAUGUAAAACUUACCCCGUUAACGGAUUAAGAAACAAUGGGCGAUCGCGAUAAAACAAUGUACGGUUCGACGCUGUCGCUCGAAUCGAUGAAGGUAAUAGCGGAAAGCAUCGGCGUCGGUAGCCUGCCGGAUGACGCGGCCAAAGAGCUGGCGGACGAUGUUUCCUUCAAGCUGAAGCAGAUCGUACAGGAUGCCGUCAAGUUUAUGCAUCACUCGAAGCGCAUGAAGCUAUCCAUCGCCGACGUGGACCAUUCACUGAAGGUGCGUAAUAUCGAACCGCAGUACGGGUUCGUGGCCCGGGACUUUAUUCCCUUCCGGUUUGCGUCCGGCGGUGGACGGGAGCUACAUUUCAUCGAGGAGAAGGAAGUCGACCUGACCGAGGUGGUACAGGGUCAACCGCCAAAGAUUCCGCUCGAACCAUCGCUACGUACGCAUUGGUUGGCGGUGGAAGGUGUACAACCGACGGUGCCCGAGAAUCCACCGCCACUGUCGAAGGAUGUGCAGGCUCUGGAUUCCGUCAAUCCUGCCCAUAAGUUGGACAAAACGAAUCAAAAGGACACAACGGGCAAACCGACGAUCAACAAGCAUAAGCUGAAGAACUCGGAAACGGUACAAGUGAAACAGUUGGCACAGCACGAACUUUCGGUGGAACAGCAGCUGUACUACAAGGAAAUUACGGAGGCAUGUGUCGGGUCAGAUGAGGCGAGACGAGCAGAAGCACUCACGUCCUUGUCCAGCGAUCCGGGUCUUCACGAAAUGCUCCCGAGAAUGUGUACCUUCAUCGCAGAGGGUGUGAAGGUGAACGUGGUCCAAAACAAUCUGGCCCUGUUGAUCUAUCUCAUGCGAAUGGUUCGCGCCCUGCUGGACAAUCCUGCGCUCUAUCUGGAGAAAUACCUCCACGAACUGAUUCCCUGCGUAUCGACGUGCAUCGUGUCCCGGCAGCUAUGUAUGCGUCCCGAGCUGGACAAUCACUGGGCAUUGCGUGACUUUGCCGCCCGCCUGAUGGCACAGAUCUGUAAAACGUUCAACACAUCCACGAACAAUCUGCAAACGCGUGUAACACGGUUGUUCAGUGCCGCACUGCAGAACGACAAAACACCACUGUCGUCGAUGUACGGCGCCCUGCAAGGAUUGUCCGAGCUGGGUACGGAGGUGACGAAGGUUUUCAUCAUACCACGGCUCAAGUUCAUCUCCGAGCGCGUUGAACCACUGCUGCAAGGAAUCACUAGCAACAUAAGCAACACGGACAAGAUUGCCGCCGGCCACAUACGGGCAAUGCUGCUGAAGGGUGUUCCCCCGAUACUGAAAACCCUUCGCAAUCCACCCGAUCUGGUGGAAGAGUACAAGCGGGACUACGGAUGCUUGGGACAAACGUUGCACCAGGCAGUCGUUAAAGCACGCUCAGCCUCUCCAUCGUCCGCGGCGCCCGGGUCGGGUGGUCCGCCAUCCGCCUCAACGACCACCCCCUCAGCUACCACCUCCAUUACGGUCAGCACAAGCAGCAACAGUAGCAACACCGUCGUCCUCACGUCGGCACCUUCCUCCCGUCCCCAAACACCACAGUCCUCCGUAGCGAAAACGAUAGCAGCGACAGCUUCCAUCCAGCGACCACCGGGAACCGUACCGGGCACUGUGCAACAGCAGCAAAAGUUUGUGAUAGUCCCGCAACGGGCCCAAACACCUUCCCCAUCGCAAGACGAUUUUGUAGGUCCCAUCAUCCAGCGGCAGAGCAGCGUAACCGCCGGUUCCAUGGCAACGCCCAACACCACCGUACAGCUGCAAUCGAACCUGAUCAAGCUGGAACCGGGAACGUUGACCGGCGUGCAAGCGGGUGGUACCGCCGGUGGUACAGCAAUCGGCCAGAAGGUGGUCAUUAUAAAUCAAUCCCAAGCUGGGCCAGCUGCCAACAUCAUUACCAAACCGACUGCGUUCAUUUCCACCGGUACGGGUGGUGGAAAUGGUGGGCCGGAGCUACAGGACGACAUCAUACAGGUUCCGCCCGAGCUCGACGAUCUUUCGCAUUUAGAAUAGGAUAGUGUUUUGUCUCUUUGGGUCUUGCAAAAAAAAAACCCUUCUUAACCAUAAUAAAAUUAGGAUUGCACUAAUGUAUAUGUAUACAUAUAUUUAGCAUAUUUCAACUAGCGUACAUAUAUAGUUGGAUUUCUAUUUUCUGGGCUAAACUGGACGUGUUUUUUCCUUGCUCUCUCUCUCUUCAUAAAACAGGUUAACUUGUUCCAUUUUCCGUUGUGGUAUGUUGUGUGUAUUUGGUGUGUGUACUUUAAGGUUUUGUCUUUUUGUUUCGGUCAUUUCGGUGUAAGCUGAUGUAAGGUAAUUGUUGAUGUGUACGCAAUUCCCGUCUGAUGGUCCCUCUGGCGCCGAUUUAUAAUAAAUAUAGGAAUAGAUUAUGAUA